CCUUGAUUACAUCUGUUGAGGGUUGGGUGUCGGGAAAUCGAGUACAAUUAUGACGGCAAGUUAAGAGUCUACUACACCGCCCUGGGUGUCUUUCUGCCGCGCACACAGCCUCGCCGCUCCGCUCUGUCCCGUCCCGACUCGACUCGGACCGGUGAGGGCGCGGUCUCCCACGCCCCUCUGACGUUGUCGGGAUUUUUGUCGACUUUCUUCCGUUGUUGGGAAACACAAGCGAGUGGAACUGGGACCUGGUGACUGAGUUCGUGGGUGCUGCCUCCCCUCCUGAGGACGAUGCUGGACUUGGUGCCGCCGCUCUUGUUGUUGCUCUGCCUGCCCGGCUGGCUGACGCUCCCGCUGCCGUUCGAAAUUCACGAGGACUGCGAUAACUCCUCGGUGAACCUUCAGCCACCAAGUGACUUGACUGUGGCAUGGAGAGGGAUUGGCUUAAUUAAUUAUAGCUGGUCUCCAAGUCAUCUCAAAAAUACCACCAAGUAUACUUUAAGAUACGAAAGUUCAUUUAAAUAUGAUAGUGGUGAUUGGGAGGGAACAAAAGUAAAUCCUUUUUUGCACCGUGAAGAAGUCAUGUUUCUUAAUGAGGGUAUCCAUUUCCGAGUGAAGGCAUUGGCGUCAUUGAAUAUAGAGGAGAAUUCUAACCUACCUACUUGUCAACAAAGUGACUGGGUUGAUACGUAUAUAGAUGCCGUAAAAGGUGACAAUAACACCGUCGUCACAAACUUUACCUGCUUUUACUACAACUUUGAAUAUGUAAAUUGUACUUGGACUCCUGGAAGCAUGGCACCUCCUGACACGAUCUAUACAUUCCAUUACUGGCAAAAAAAGAUGGACCCUAUUCAGAACUGCACGGAAUACAUGUUGGAAAACGGCAAGCACGUAGGUUGCCAAAUUUCAAGUAACCAGUUCAAUGACGAGAAGGAUUUGAAUAUUCAAGUUUCAGGAAGAAGUGCCACUGCAAAGAUAAAACCCUUCUUCUACAAACUGGAAUGCCGUGCCUUUGUGAAACUGCAACCACCUGUGGUGAACGUGUCAGAGAUUCAUGAAAGGAUUUAUGUGAACUGGGAGAUCCCUGAGAGUUGGAACAGACGAUGUUUGGAGUAUGCAGUAAGAGUUAAGAGCAGCAAAGCGAAUUCCUGGAGAACCUAUACGACCAAAAUUCAAGAGAAGAACAUCACUGAUGCAGAUACCAAUUCAAAUAAUACCAUCCAGGUGCGAGUCAAGUACGUUACUUGUGGAAAAUCGGGUUUAUGGAGUGAAUGGAGUGAAGUGCGAUAUAUUGGACGGGACACCAAAGAAUGGAAUUGGAACAUUGCUUUACUUAUCUUCAUCCCUGUACUAGUGGCUAUAAUUGCAAUCGUCUGCCUCACAAACCUGAAGAAGCUUAGGAAGUGGAUCCUCCCACCAAUUCCCGAUCCCGGAAAACUGCUCAGGGGUGUGUUUGGAGACUCAAAUGGUGACAACACAAUAAGGAAUAAACAGCUCAAAGGAAGUUUGACUUUAAAACCGGAAAUGGAAUUGACCUGCAAUGUUACAACAGUGGAACAAUUGAAAUUUCCUGCAGAAAGUGAAAGGAAACUGAUUGUGAACGAAUGUUCAGAGGAAAAUAAGGAGGUCCCCAUGGACGAUGAUUAUAUGCAGUAUAACCUGGUGACAUUGUGAUCAUAGCACAUUCUUGUAUUUUGACACUUGUAUACUUUUGUUUUCUGAGUUGCAAACAGGACAUUGUGAUACACAAAAUCUACAGACUGAACCAUACAGAGCAAAGCCAGUGAGCAUCCAGAAUGCAAGAAUGAAGAAUCUCGAGCUGUCAGUCUCAUGAUUCUUAUCAUCAUUAUCCAACCUGACCACUCGGUCAGACACAGUGAUAGCUAUCACAGACUGCAUCAGCUGCAGUUCUCUGUUCUGGUUCGUCAUACCGAGGUCUGUUCUGGUCUCAUUUUGUACAACUGGCAAUUUGCCCUUGUGUCAGUGCUCUUGUCUGUCAGCCUCAAGCGGUGAGCUUGCGCCAGGUUUCAUUUGUAUCACUGGCUUACUUGUGCAGAUGAGGAGAGCAAACGAGUUCAGCACAGACUGUCCGUAAGAGCACGAACAUAUUGAAUGGAAUUCCAGUACCAUGAAGACCACAGAAGUUGUGUGUCACCAUGUUAACAUCACACAUUCACCAUUUGCUGACUAUAUCAGUGGAGGAUAAUGUAUAAGAAUUAUCGCACUGGCUCAUGUCUGCGCGUGCACCCCCCCCCCCAACCAUAAAACUACCUUCAAACUCCAAAUGUGUGUUUUUGAUUGGAAAUAUUAAAAUAGGGCUGUAACCUCUCAAUAACCUGGCAAUGAUUUACAGUGAAAUGUCAGUGGAGCACCUAUACAACUAAUACCAGCUGAUCUGGAGCAAUUUAAUGAACCUUACUGGUUGGUGGUUUCUGUUGAGUGAUCCAGGCUGUGUCCAUCUGAAACCAUGCAGUCGGAAAAGUAAAGGGUGGAGAUUGUGAAAUUGAGUAGGAAUGAUGAGCUAGAGUUGUGAAAUUAUCAUUUGUCUGGUGCCUCAGAUGGAGCUGGAACAUGCCUGUUCCAAAAUGUAAGUUUGAUGCAGUGGAUUUUACUUCAAAAGGCACCUUACAGCACCAGGAAUCUGUGCAUGUUGUAACUGGUUGGGCAUCAUGAGCAUUUUACUGAGCUCAGUGGCAGUUUAUCAACCACGCCCACCUGCAUCAGACCAUCUGAGAGAGUGGACUCCUUUGUCCACCUUCUGCUAUGGAAAAAACGCCAUCCCUCAGCAAACAGCUUUAUUUAAUUUGAGAAUAAUUCUGUCUGAAAUUUUGAGGGCUGUUGUUAUUAAGAAAUAUCUACUGCAUAUAACAUGAGGAUCUUUAACUCCAGUUAAGUCUGUAAUAAUUUUUUAAUUGUGUUUUUCUAACUGCUGUUGUGAUGGAGAAGGGAAAAGAAAGAAUAUCAAAAGAAAUUUUCUGCAGUGCUAUUUCAGGACCCAAAUUGUUAAAAAGUUCGACAGAGUGUGAAGCAUUUUUGAAGUGCAGAUACUCCAAAGGCAUUAUUUAGGCUGACAGUCAGGUCUCCCACUGAGUAUUGCUUCAUCAGAGCUUCUGAUAUUCAGAUCAUAAACUAAGCAAAAGCCUUGAAAGUCAAAGUCAAAAUAGUUCAAGUGCUGGUGGUGCAGGUAGUUGAUAUAUUUUCCUCACAGCACCAGAGAUCAAUCCUGACCUCCUCCAUUGUUUGUGUGGAAUGUGUACAGUCUCCCUGUGAAGGUGUGGGAUUCCCCUGAUACUCUGGUUUCUAUCCACAUCCCAAAGAUAUCCUUGUUGAUAGGUUUAUUGCCCAUUGUAGGUUGCCUGUUGUGUGCAGGUGAGAGAUUGAUGGGAAUGUGGGGAGAAUAAAAUGGGAUUGGCUCCUAUUAACUCCAUGGAUCAUGGUUGAUGGUUAAAAUGGUGUUUCUGGGUUUAACAGUCUGCUUCUUUACUCUGUCUGUAAGUGAAACAGAAAAUGCUGUAUACACUCAUUAUCUGUGAAAAUUAACAUUUCAGAUUAAAAACUUUGACUCUGUCUCUCUCGUCACAGAUGCUGCCUGA
This is a messenger RNA of Mobula hypostoma (lesser devil ray), 3590 nucleotides long. RefSeq names its product interleukin-13 receptor subunit alpha-1-like. Lineage: Eukaryota; Metazoa; Chordata; Chondrichthyes; Myliobatiformes; Myliobatidae. Bases 289 to 1671 code for a protein of 460 amino acids. Gene Ontology annotation, cellular component: external side of plasma membrane. The record is from RefSeq and is a predicted model, not a curated record. Gene Ontology annotation, biological process: cytokine-mediated signaling pathway. The transcript is spliced from 10 exons. Gene Ontology annotation, molecular function: protein binding; erythropoietin receptor activity.